This is a messenger RNA of Juglans regia (Persian walnut), 726 nucleotides long. RefSeq lists its product as uncharacterized. The record is from RefSeq and is a predicted model, not a curated record. Bases 38 to 565 code for a protein of 175 amino acids. Lineage: Eukaryota; Viridiplantae; Streptophyta; Magnoliopsida; Fagales; Juglandaceae. The transcript has 4 exons.
UUCUUCCACCAAUUCACAUUGCCUGCAAACUCCUGCCAUGGCGAUCUCAGUUAUCAUAAGAGUACUCUGGCCUUUGGCUGUAGCUCUUACCUUUGUUUCUGUUCUUUACGCCAACUUAGGGAUGGCAGAAGAACCUGAAGUGCCUAAAACUGGAGGUACUCAUGAAGAGCAUGAUGUUCCUGAAAUUGUUGCCAAAGCAUUGCUGUGUUUCAAUAAUAAAUAUAUUUACAGUAGCUGUGAAGAAUCCUAUAGAUUGAACGAGAGCGGAAACCUCGACGUGGCUCCUGAACAUACCGAUGAAUACUGCACUGGAGCGUGCCUGACUGAGACAAACCUUGUCCUGGGCUGCAUUGAAAACAUCUUCUCCAACUUUUUGUUUUAUAAUAAGGCCACAAUACAGGAUGUUCGAGAUACUGUCAAGGCAGCAUGUGGGAAUGGCGAAGAAAGAGGUAAAUUUAAUGUGGCUGAGCACAUUCAAGCUGAAGCAAGCAAUGCACAGAAAACCAUAAGUCAAAUCGUCUUUGGGCUUGGACUGAUGGUUCUGGGGCGUGGUUUACUGCCUUAAUUAUUAUUUUUAUUUUUAGCUUUGGAUAAGGAUAGAUCAAAUAAGAACAGCCUUAAUAUUAUGUGUUACUUAUUUUUAUGAAUGACUUUCAGGACCCAUGGUUUUUAUCGCCGUGAUAUGUAUACUAAUUAUAUGAUCAAUAACAUGACAGAUUACUACUU